Messenger RNA from Benincasa hispida (wax gourd), 2659 nucleotides. RefSeq names its product organic solute transporter ostalpha protein (DUF300) (gene LAZ1). The record is from RefSeq and is a predicted model, not a curated record. Lineage: Eukaryota; Viridiplantae; Streptophyta; Magnoliopsida; Cucurbitales; Cucurbitaceae.
AACAGACCCUCAAACAAACAUUUUUUUUUUUCCUGAACACAAGAAUUCACUUUUGUGCAAAAUUGAAAAAUUCACGGGGGGAGAGCAAUUUCCUCGUGCCGCUGCCGGGAGUCGUUGCACCGCCGCUAGCCGGCGAGAUCAAAAUUCAUAUCUUCCAUCACCAUCUCUCUGUACACUGUUCCGAAAUCCUGCGAGAAUCUUCAAAUGAUGAAUCCGAGAACAUUCUUUUUGAUCCCAACGACGGCCGCAAAGAUUUCGCCGUGAAAAGCUACGGCGAAUCGAAGAAUCGAAGAAUCAACCUGCCGUUCGAGGAACGCCGGCAAGCCGCCGCAGCGGUGGACGAUGUGCGUCAUUCUGGCUGAGAGUGUCGAAGAUCGCUAGAGGUUUGAUGGUGAAAGGAAUCGAUAGAAAGAGACGAGAUUGAUAGAGGUAUAUUGGAGGUUAGCAAUUGGCGGAAAUUUUCUUCCCACCGUCGUAGUGGAUGCUGACGGGACGCACGGGACUCCGAAGUCACGUGCCUUCCCCGUGCUUCAGCUGCACAGUUUCCUAGGGUUUAUUCCUGAUUCGGGUAAGAAAUCUCCCUAUUUCGUCUCUCUGACCAAUCAGUUGGAUGAAGCUCUACGGCGUCGUUUAUUGACUAUUCUGUUGUUCUGUGGUUCUGUUUUCUUCGUUAUUCUCAUGGUUUAAUGCUUUACUCCUUUUUUUCCAGUCAAAUAAGGUAAUUAAGAUUAGAGUCUGAAGCUUUAAAGUGAAGAUAUUGACUUGUUUCAACAUAUCAAUGACCUACACACCUCCAACAUGGGCGACAUUAGCUGCUGCUGCAUUUGUUAUUCUGACUCUUGUCCUUUCACUAUAUCUAUUGUUCGAGCACCUUUCUGCAUAUAAGAAUCCAGAGGAGCAAAAGUUUUUGAUUGGUGUUAUCCUAAUGGUCCCAACUUAUGGUGUAGAAUCAUUUGUAUCAUUGGUGUACCCAUCAAUAAGUGUUUAUCUUGAGAUACUACGCGAUUGCUAUGAAUCCUUCGCAAUGUACUGCUUUGGACGAUACCUGGUUGCUUGCUUGGGUGGGGAAGAAGGGACUAUUGAAUUUCUAGAGAGAGAAGGACGUUCAAAUACUAAGACGCCUUUAUUAGAACAUAGCUCAGAAAAGGGAACCAUCAAGCAUGUUUUCCCUAUGAACCUUUUCUUAAAGCCGUGGAAAAUUGGUGGAUGGGUUUACCAUGUUAUCAAAAUUGGAAUCGUCCAAUAUAUGAUGAUAAAGUCCCUCACUUCUAUUUUAGCAGUAGUUCUUGAGAACUUUGGUGUUUAUUGUGAAGGGGACUUUAAUUUCCAAUGCGGGUAUCCUUAUAUGGCAGUGGUUUUAAAUUUCAGUCAGACAUGGGCACUGUACUGCCUGAUUCAGUUCUAUACAGUUGCAAAGGAUGAACUGGUACAUAUAAAGCCAUUGGCCAAAUUUUUGAUGUUUAAAUCGAUAGUAUUUUUGACUUGGUGGCAAGGUGUUGGAAUUGCUCUCCUAUCUGCCUUCGAUUUGUUUAGGAGUCCCGUAGCCCAAGGGUUACAGUUUAAGUCAAGUGUCCAAGAUUUCAUCAUUUGUAUAGAGAUGGCCGUUGCUUCUGUGAUUCACUUGUAUGUAUUUCCUGCAAAACCCUAUGAACUCAUGGGGGACCGUUAUCCUGGAAGUGUUUCUGUUCUUGGUGAUUAUGCUUCUGUCGACUGUCCUUUGGAUCCAGAUGAAGUCAGGGAUAGUGAGCGUCCUACAAAGUUACGCCUACCCCAGCCUGACCUUGAAGACCAAGAUUCCAAGAUGGGAAUGACAAUCAAAGAGAGUGUCCGAGAUGUUUUUGUUGGUGGUGGAGGAUAUAUUGUGAGUGACCUGAAAUUCACAGUAAACCAAGCAGUUGAACCUGUGGAAAAAGGAAUAACAAAGUUCAAUGAAAAACUCCAGAAGCUCUCCCAAAACAUGAAGAAACGUGACAAGGAUAAAAGAAGAACCAAGGAUGACAGUUGUAUUACGUCGCCCACACGAAAAGUCAUUCGAGGAAUAGAUGACCCCCUUCUGAAUGGGAGCUUUAGUGAUAGCGGGGUCGUAAGGGAAAAGAAGAACCGUCGUAAAUCAGGUUAUAUAAGUGCAGAAAGUGGUGGAGAAAGCAGCAGUGAUCACGGUUUUGGCAAGUACCAAGUCGGGGGCCGCCGGUGGAUCACUAAAGACUAGUAAAGAAUAGGUACUGCUCUAUAUAAUCAAAUCAAGAAAAAGAGGGAUGGUUAUGGUUCACUUAUCAAGUGGAGUUCUAAUAGAUGAGAGAUGUGUAUUGAGUUGCAUAUGCCUGAAUUUGUGAAGCCUCUCCAAAUGUAGUGUGGCAUAGCAAUGAAGGGAGGAUUCCAAUAGAAAACUCCUGCUAUGAUUUGUGCAACCAGAUGCUAAGGUAAUCUUUUUGGUGCACAGAGGAUUAAAUGACUAUAUGAUGAGGUUAGUGUACCACGAUUACAAACUAUGUAUGGGAUUACCUUUCUUGUAAAUAGAUGAAUAUGAUAAAUCAGAAUUGGGAUAUUUUGCAUAAUUUAUUUGUGGGGUGAACUUAUAUAUUAUAUAUUAGUACAGAGAUUUGUUAAAUCUUAUCAAUUAAAAGUAACAGGCUCCUGGAAUCAUGCAGUGAUGUUACAA